AUGUCGAUUCCUUUCUCCAACACAAACCUGCGCAUUCCCCGCGGGUUUGGGAACAUUCUGGAGGGACUGGCCAGGGAGGUCCUGAGGAAUCAGCCCGACGACAUCCCCGCGUUUGCAGCUCUGUACUUCAACGCCUUGCUGAAAGAAAGAGAAGAGAGCGGCACGGAUCCUGCAGAGUGGGGGGCUAAACUGGAGGACAGAUUCUACAACAAUCACGCAUUUCAGGAAAUAGAGAAAGACGCCAGCGCCGGUGCAGAGCAGGAACCAGCACCCGCGGAGCCGCUGAAUGAGAGCAGCACACCUGAGCCCCUAGGGAUUAUUGAGAGUGAAAUUAUCCGGCCAGUGCACAUCAAAACCGUCGCCACAGCAAACUUCGAUGUUUUCGCGGACCCAGGCAGAUAA
Molecule: messenger RNA, 402 nt
Organism: Megalops cyprinoides (Indo-Pacific tarpon)
Lineage: Eukaryota; Metazoa; Chordata; Actinopteri; Elopiformes; Megalopidae
Product: sperm surface protein Sp17-like
Exons: 5
Coding region: 1-402 (133 amino acids)
Molecular function (GO): calmodulin binding
Source: RefSeq, a predicted model, not a curated record